AUGAAGCUCAUCGGUAUCAUCAUUAGUAAAUGCUACCCCAAAGAGACUAGACCUAUUUUCCUCUGCACAACGCACGACGUCUCUUCGUUCUCGUUUACUUACCGAAAUGCCGUCAAGGAUGUCUCCAAGUUCUUGACUCGAGAAAUCAUUCCGCGGUUGAAGGUGGGUCAGCGAGAAGUGAUCGGGCACGAGGACUACAAGUUCUGCGCCAUGCGCUGGUCCGAUGGGUUGGCCGUAGCGAUGCUAACGGACAAGGACUACCCACCGCGCGUCGCCUUUCAAUGCCUUACUAAAGUGCACCAUGACUUCAAAUCAAAGGUGCCCGAACAGUUCUACAAGGCAGUCACGGACGACGGAGCGGCGGCCAGCUACAAAGAUGUGCUCCGGGAGUUCCUCAAAGAGUUCAAAGACCCUUCCAAGUUUGAUGCCGUCACCAGCACCCAACAAAAAGUAGACGAAAGCAAAAAAAUUGUACAGAGGAGAUUGGACGACGUGUUAGACAACAUGCAGAACCUGGACAAGCUAGUUGAGCAGAGCGAUGACCUGUCAACAAAUACUCAGGUCAUGUUUAAGACGGCGAAGAAAAUGAAAAAGGGCUGCUGUAAGGUGACCUAG
This is a messenger RNA of Gregarina niphandrodes, 615 nucleotides long. RefSeq names its product SNARE protein. Gene Ontology annotation, cellular component: Golgi apparatus. NCBI's taxonomy places the organism in Eukaryota, Apicomplexa, Conoidasida, Eugregarinorida, Gregarinidae. Gene Ontology annotation, molecular function: SNAP receptor activity. The record is from RefSeq and is a predicted model, not a curated record. The coding region runs from base 1 to 615 and encodes 204 amino acids. Gene Ontology annotation, biological process: endoplasmic reticulum to Golgi vesicle-mediated transport. The transcript has 3 exons.